CCAUUGCCAUCAACUUUUCGUAUCAGUUUCCGGCUUGAAGUACCAAGAUGUUGUUCCCUCGCCGUCUUCCUCACGUUCUCAGUGUUGCCUUGGCAGCUUUACCUUCCAUAAAAGCAACAUCAAUACCACUAAACUCGACCUCACAUAAUGAUGGAAAGAAUGGAGCCGUUGCUAGUGAAAGUUCCAUUUGCACAGAUAUUGGUAUUGAUAUUUUGAAAGUCGGAGGAAAUGCUGCUGAUGCUAUCGUUGCCGUACAACUCUGUGUCGGAGUAGUUGGAAUGUAUCAUUCCGGCAUUGGAGGUGGUGGUUUUGCAACUGUACGAUCAGCCAAUGGAAGUUACGAGUUUAUUGAUUUCCGUGAAAUGGCUCCCGCCGCCGCUUUCGAAACAAUGUAUUCCCCUCCUCUCUCCAACUCUGAUGCCUCCCUCUAUGGUGGUUUGGCAAGUGGUGUACCAGGAGAACUCCGUGGUCUCGAGCACAUCCACACAAAAUACGGAGUAUUGCCAUGGAAACAAGUCGUACUACCUGCAGUUAAGGUUGCUCGCUAUGGUUUCAAUGUUACUGCCGAUUUAGCCCGCUCCAUGGCUUCUUCUACAAGUUCCUACGAUUUUUUGACGUAUGACGAAACUUGGGCAAUUGACUUUGCACCAAAUGGGACCAGAGUCAAGUUGGGUGACUUAUUCACAAGAAAAAGAUAUGCGAAUACACUUGAAACCAUUGCCGAACAUGGUCCAGAUGCAUUCUACACAGGCGCCAUUGCAAAUGCUACAAUCGUUGCACUUCAAAAAUCCAACGGAACGAUGGAACUUUCGGAUUUGAAAAAUUACACUAUCGAAUCUAGGAUCCCUUCGAAUAUUACCUAUCGAGGUUUUAAAAUUCAUAGCGGAACUGCUCCAUCCAGCGGUGCUGUAGUUUGCAGUGUUUUUAACAUUGUUGAGGGUUAUGAUAUGUCAAGUCCAAGUCAGCUGAACUUCUCAACUCAUUACCUAGAUGAGGCAAUGCGAUUUGCUUAUGGUCAAAGAACCUUGUUGGGAGAUCCAACUUUCCUCCCAAACUUGACAAGUUAUCAGCAGGAGAUGUUAUCAGAAGAUACAGCUGUUGAAAUCCGAUCCCAAAUCGAGAAAUAUCAUACUUUGAAUGCAUCCGCCUACAACCCUCAAAGUUAUGGUAUUCUUUCUGAUGAUGGAACAUCUGCUUCCGUUGCUGCUGAUAAGAGCGGUCUCACAAUUGCCAUGACAUCUACCAUUAACACAUUAUUUGGAAGUAAACUCAUGGUUCCAGAAACGGGUGUCAUUAUGAACAAUGAAAUGAAUGAUUUCUCUAUCCCAAAUACCACCAACGCUUUCGGUUAUGCUCCCGCCCCCGCAAACUUCAUUCAACCCUUCAAGCGACCCCUCUCCUCCAUCUCCCCAACCAUCGUUGAAUACCCCAACGGUACUGUCUACAUCGCCCAUGCAUCUGCAGGCGGCUCCCGUAUUAUCACAGAAGUAAUCCAACAUCUCUGGCACGUCCUUGACCAAAACAUGACUUCUGCCGAAAGUCUCCGUCAACCAAGAUUACACGAUCAAUUAUCUCCUAACAACGUCUCCUUUGAGUAUGGAUCCGAAACUUUCGGUAUCGAAGGAUACAGUAAUGAAACCACCGCAUUCUUUGAGGAAAUCGGAGCAACAAUUUCGUUUGUAGCGGUGGGAAGUACGACUGCGCAGGCAUUGAGGAGAUUAGGAAACGGAACUUUUGAGGCAGCAGGUGAACCCAGACAACUUAAUAGUGCGGGCUACACGAUUUAGAUCUUAGGGGUGGCAAUAAGAAUACGGUGUACAUGUGACAUGAUAAUGAAAAGUUUAUUAUUCCCCUACUACUCCCUAUCGCUGGGAUAUGUACUU
Botrytis deweyae is the source of this 1883-nucleotide messenger RNA. RefSeq lists its product as uncharacterized. Gene Ontology annotation, biological process: glutathione catabolic process. The record is from RefSeq and is a predicted model, not a curated record. Bases 48 to 1787 code for a protein of 579 amino acids. The transcript is spliced from 3 exons. Lineage: Eukaryota; Fungi; Ascomycota; Leotiomycetes; Helotiales; Sclerotiniaceae. Gene Ontology annotation, cellular component: plasma membrane. Gene Ontology annotation, molecular function: glutathione gamma-glutamate hydrolase.